Messenger RNA from Malassezia japonica, 2424 nucleotides. RefSeq lists its product as uncharacterized. The record is from RefSeq and is a predicted model, not a curated record. Gene Ontology annotation, cellular component: plasma membrane. The transcript has a single exon. Gene Ontology annotation, molecular function: calcium-activated cation channel activity. Bases 1 to 2424 code for a protein of 807 amino acids. Lineage: Eukaryota; Fungi; Basidiomycota; Malasseziomycetes; Malasseziales; Malasseziaceae.
AUGGGCGACGUUGGCUGGCCGGUGAGCGGCAACCAAACCGAGCCCGAGCUGCCCGGGCUGAUUGGCAUGAAGCUCGAGGGCCCGUGGAUGCAGCAGCAGAUCCUCUUUUCUCUUUUUAUCGGCGCAGUGUCGCUGCUGGUGUUUGGCGUGUGGAAACGCCACUACCCGUCCAUGUACCUGGGCCAGUACACCCAGCAGGGGUCCGCGCUGCCGUACGACAAGAUGCGCAACAGCAUCCUGGGCUGGAUCUUGCCCAUCGUCCUGUACUCGGACCACAGCGUGCUGCACAUGGUCGGCCUCGACGGCGCAGUCGCGCUCCUCUUUCUCAAGAUGGGCUUUGCCUACCUGGUGCUGGCGAGCCUCUGGGCGGCGUUUGUGCUGAUCCCGGUAAACUACUACUCCAACGGCACCGUCGACGGCCUACGGGACGGAGAGCUCGACGGACGCAACGCGACGCUCACUGCGACGUUUAAGCACAUGCCCCGCGAGCCACUCCCGUACCUGCCGUUCCCGAAGCUCUUUACGCGCGACGCACUGUACGAGAACACGCAGCUGCUGAGCACGUACGUCUACUCGCUGCUCGCGCUGUACAUCCUGUGGCGCACCUAUACCGUUUUUAUCCGCUGCCGCCAGGGACACGCACUGACGCAGCUCAAGACCCAAACGGCCCGCACCGUCGAAGUGCGCGAGAUCCCGGCGCACCUCGCCAACGAGGAGGCGCUCAUCUCGUACUUUCGCGAGCUGCGCCUCGAGGUCGAGUGCCUGAGUGUCUUGCAGGAUACCAAGGCCCUGGACGUGCUCCUCCUCCGCCGCAUCCAGGCCCUCCGCCGCCUCGAGCGGACGUGGUCUGCGUACGUCGGCGACCCUGCGCGUGCGCGCAACUACGACCCGGAAGCCAUCCGCCAAGAGACGCUCGGGAUGCGCGCGCCGCCAACGCCGCGCGAUGCGCCCAAGGUCGGCGCCAAGGUCACGGUCGCAGGCAAGAAACGCCCGACGGUGCACGCCUCGUGGAACCUCUGUGCGCCGCGCGUCGACGCGAUCGAUGCACUCUCGUUCCAGUUUGCCGAGCUCGAUCGCGCGGUCCAGGAGAAGCGCGAGCAGGUGUUUGUACACGGACACACUGCAUUUGUCACUUUUACGCACGCCUCCAGCGCCCAGAUCGCGAGCCAGGUCGUGCACUAUCCCCGCCCGGGCUACUGUGAGACGCAGCCGGCGGUCGAGCCGCGCGAUAUCAUCUGGGUGAACGAGGAGCCGGGCGUGUGGGACCGCCGCUUCCGCCAGGGCAUCAUGGCCGUGCUCAUGGCGAUGCUCCUCGUCUUUACCCUGUCGCUGAGCGGUAUCCUGGGCUACCUGUUCCUUCCGCGUACGAUCAAGGACAACUUCCCGUGGCUGUACGAGCAGAUGCAGCGGAACUUGCGCCUGAAUGCGUUCGUGCGCAGCUCGCUCCCGACUCUGCUCCUGAUCUCGAUUAACGCGCUCGUACCGAUCGCGAUGCAGUACUCGACCUACUUCCAGCGCAUCCGCUCGCGCUCGCGCAUCGACCACAGCGUGCUGAACAAGUACUACCUCUACCUGCUCUUUUCGGUGGUGUUUGUCUUUGCUUUCUCCAACGUCCUCAGCUCGCUGCGGGAACUCGCCAAGAACCCGGCCUCGCUCCUGGACAAGCUCGCGAACUCGCUCCCGGGCGCACGGAACGUGUCGUUGUCUUAUGUCAUCUUCCAGGGACUCGCCCUGCAGCCGUUCCAGCUGAUCCAGCUCCCGACCGUGCUCCUCCGCCAAAUCUGGCGCUUGUUUGUGGUGAACACGCCGCGCGACCGUGCGCACGCAAUCCAGCCGCCGACCAUGUCGGUGAGCACGCUGUACCCGCAGGCGCUGCUCAUCUUUACCCUCUCGUUGAUCUACAGCAUCGUCGCGCCGCUCAUUGUCGUGUUCGGCGCAAUGUACUUUGCGGUCGCGUACGUCGUGCUCAAGUACCAGCUGCUCAACGUAUUUGACAAGCCCUACGACUCUCACGGCCACGCUUGGCCGCUGGCUGUGACGCGGUGCAUCUGGGCCCUGCUCCUCUUCCAGGUGUACCAGCUCUCACUGUUUUCCGUCAGGAAGCAGGUGCUCAACAGUCUGCUCAUUGUGCCGCUCCUCGCAUUCACGGGAUGGUUCCUGACGCACGUCAACCACGUGUUUGGGCCACUGACGUCGCACCUGAGCUUGUACGAUAUCUACUCGAUCAGCGAUGCGGAAGAGCACGCACACGCACAGCACGACGAGGACCAGGGCGACCGGCCGGCGACACGGCCAUUCGAGCCAGCCCUCGCUUGGAACCACCCGGGACUGCUCAACGACGGCCUCAGCCAGUACGGACAGCCGGCGCUGACUAGCACACUACCUAGCCUGUGGCUCCCAGAGAACACGGAUGUAUUGUCAUAG